AUGAUUCAGCAUUUUUUUAUACUACUGCUUUACUUUUUAAAGUGCAGCUCAGAUAAUGCAGACAUCGAGUCUCAGAAUCAUCUGAAGAUUGUUCAAGCAGGAGACAGUGUUAACUUCACCUGUACUUUUCCAAAAGAGUCAAGAACCACUGUUGCUUUGGUCAAACAAAGAGCUGGAGAGAAACCCCUUUUAAUCACUUUGUCAUAUCAAGGUUUACCUGCCGUCUUUGAAAAUGACUUUAACAAACAUAAUCGCUUUUUUGUAGAAAAAGAUGACAGCCGUUUUAAUCUGAGCAUCACAAAUGCAAAAGAAUCGGACACUGCAACAUACUAUUGUGUUAAAUAUAUAUAUCAGUUCAUAUUUGGGGAAGGCACUGAUCUCAUUGUUAAAGGCAGACGACUAAACAUGCACUCUGAUGAUCAGACAACUGUGAUAGAUCCAGUGCAUCCAGAAGACUCUGCAGUGGCGCUGCAGUGCACUGUCCUCACUCAGAGCUGUGCAGGAGAACACAACGUCUACUGGUUCAGACGUGAAUCUGGAGAAUAUCCUCCAGGAAUUAUAUUCACUCAGGAGCGCAGGAACGCUCAAUGUGAGAGGAGCUCUGAUGUGAACUCUACUGCACAUAAAUGUAUCUACAGCCUACCCAAGAGAAACCUCAGUCACUCUGAUGCUGGGAUUUACUACUGCGCUGUGGCCGCAUGUGGACAGAUACUGUUUGGAGAUGCACGAAAACCUGAUUUACCUAGACCAGAUACACCAUGGACCACAAUUACCCUAGUUUUAGCAUCUUCAAACUGUUUAUCUGUGAUUGUGAUCAUAAUUCUGGGUGCAAAGUUGCACAAGCACCGGCAAAAAGAUGAAAUCCCCUACAUUGUGCUGGAUAAAUCAAUGGGUGAUGUCACCACUACUGUAAAUUAUACAAUGUUUCACAAGCGUCUUUAA
Sinocyclocheilus grahami is the source of this 942-nucleotide messenger RNA. RefSeq lists its product as uncharacterized. NCBI's taxonomy places the organism in Eukaryota, Metazoa, Chordata, Actinopteri, Cypriniformes, Cyprinidae. Gene Ontology annotation, biological process: response to bacterium. The record is from RefSeq and is a predicted model, not a curated record. The transcript is spliced from 6 exons. The coding region runs from base 1 to 942 and encodes 313 amino acids.